AUGGCAGUCUCUCUGGCUAACCCCUCUAGGGGUCCGGUCCUUGCGCAAUCCUCCACAGUUCUGCUGCGUCUGGCAGUCCCGUCCGGUCUCCACCUCCCCUCGUUCUCCACUAACUUGGUGAGUGGAGCUGACCUUCAGGACGUGUGGGUUGACCAGUUCACUCCUGGAGGUCAGCGGGUGACCCACUGUACGUGUACACGGACGGGCCGGCAUCUGGCCACGUUUACUCGUCAGCCUGGGUCCAACCUGUACACCGUGACUACCGUGUCUCCUCCAGUUACUGCGUCUGGUCAGGUAGCUGCGUCUGGUCAGACUCUCCUCUGGCACCACCGCCUUGCUCACCCCUCCCUACCUCGUCUCCGAGGCAUGGCCUCUCGUGUCCUUGUCACUGGUCUUCCCCGGUCUCUCCCUCCCCUUUCCCCGGGGCCUGCCCCUACCUGCAUUCCUUGCAUUGAGGGGCGGCAGCGCGCUGCUCCUCACUCCUCCGAGUUCCCUCUGACGGAGGCUCCCCUGCAGACUCUUCACAUGGACGUGUGGGGCCCAGCCCGCGUCCGUGGACAGGGUCACGAGCGUUACUUUUUGCUGGUCGCUGACAACUACUCUCAUUACACCACAGUCUUCCCCUUGCACCGCAAGGAUAAGUACGCUGCGCAUCAGCUCAACCUCCAGCCCCGGGUCUACAUGCCGGAGACCACACCUACUCUACGGUGGACGGGGAAGGUUGGCGAUGCGUCUGCGUUCUGUGUCUGGGGAUCUCGAGCUUUUGUCCGCGAUUUGUUUGCGGACAAGCUCUCCUCCCGUGCUGUUCCCUGCGUCUUCCUUGGCUUCCCCCCUUACGCGCCUGGUUGGCAGUUUUACCACCCCACCUCGCGCCGUGUUCUAUCCUCUCAUGACGUCACGUUUGACGAGUCGGUUCCUUACUACCGUCUCUUCCUCUACCGCACUGCCCCUCUCCCCCCCCUGCCGCUCUUCCUAGCGCCAGACGCAGUCGAGCCUGUUGAGGUAGCUAUUGAAUCUGGUGCUGCUAGGGGUGCUGAGCCUGCGGGUGUCGGGUCUGGGGGUGCUGAGCCAGGGGGUGCUGGGUCUUGGGGUGCUGAGCCUGGGGGUGCUGAGCCUGAGCGUGCGGAGCCUGGGAUUGCUGAGCUUGGGGGUACUGCGUCUGGGGGUGCUGAGCCUAGGGUUGCUGAGUCUGAGGGUGCGAAGCCUGUGGGUACUGAGCCUGCGCGUGUGGAGCCUGGGAGUGCUGAGCCUGGAGGUCCCUUGGGUGCCUUGUCCCGGCGGGAGCCACUCUCUCCACACCAGCUGCGCGAGUGGUUUACUCGGCGCUGGAGCCGUGCUGCUGGAGCUAGUGGUGCUACUGGAGAUGGGGGUCUUGCUACUACUGGAGAUGCUGGGGGUUCUGGAGCCACUGGUCCCGGAGGUGCUCUUACAGGAGGUACUGUAGCUGCUGGGCCUGGUGGUGGUGCUAGAGCUGGAGCUGCUGGAGGUGCUGGAGCUGGCGAUACUGCUGGAGCAGGUGCUGUUGGAGGUGCUGCAGCUGGCGCUACAGGAGCUACUGGGACUUCUGGUGGUCCUGCUGGAGCUGGGUCUGCUAGAGGUGCUGGAGUUGGCGCUGCUGGAGCUGCUGGAGGUGCUGCUGAGGCUGGUGGUGGUGCAAAACUUGGAGCUGACGCUGGGGGUGCUGGUGCUGUCUCUGCUGGUUCUAGUAGUGCUGCACGGCCGCCGCCGUACUUCGUUCCACUCCUUCAGCAGGUUCUUGGUCUCCCGCCUUCUACUAGUCUUACUCCUCUCUUAGAGUGUCCACCGCCGGUUCAGUCGCAGUCACAGCUACAGCCCGCCUCCCCACUGCCUACUCCUUCUCCUUACACUGGUCCGAUUGGAGGUCUUGCUGAGCGUCGUGAGCCUGCGUCUUGCCCUGCGUCGCUUGUUCCCGCUGCUCGCACUCGUUGUCGUGGUUCGCGUCAGUGUCCUCCUCCUGUCCCCGGCACGCACCAGAUGGCACACCGUCCUUCCACUGCUCCACAGCGUGUCCCUCUGCCGUCUCCUCCUGUGUCCUCCCUUCCUGUCGGUUUGGACCCGGAGUCUGACUCCCUUCGUGCUGCUAGUCCUACUAUCACGCGUCUCCUGGCCACUGUUCUCACUGACCCUUCCUUUGAGUCUACUGCUGCGUCUGCUCUUGUUGCUGGGCUUGUCGACUUUGCUGCUCGUUGUCGUCUAGACUACGCCGCUAGUCUUGUUGCUGAGUCUGAGUCUGUCUGUCCUCCGUCCGUCGGGGGUGAGUGUGCCCUUAGCAGGGACAUCCUUGAAGACAGGCAGGAAGAGUUCCAGUCCUUUGCUGCUGCUUUACCUCAUCUCGUGUCCAUGCUGCUUACCCCUGAGGGAGACCCGGAUGCACCAGACAUUCCGACCCCGCGCUCUUACGUAGAGGCAAUAGAGGGUCCCUACUCCUCUCAGUGGUAG
Molecule: messenger RNA, 2460 nt
Organism: Closterium sp. NIES-65
Lineage: Eukaryota; Viridiplantae; Streptophyta; Zygnematophyceae; Desmidiales; Closteriaceae
Source: the annotation of a GenBank genome assembly